AUGUCGGAUUCAAACGACAUCAAGGAGGCUUCCAAGAAUCCUUCGGUUCGAUCUCCUUCCGCUCAGAGAGCCCUUAUCCCUUUCUCACCGAAGCAACAAUCUCCUAAGAUCGUGCGACAAGGACUUGCCUUGGCGAAGAAGAUUCACAAAGAAUCGAAAUUGAUCGUCAAGACUGCCAAGCGUGUGCUCAACUUUGGACCACAGAAGGCUAAAAAACGCCAGCGUGAGCCUGACGAGGGAGAAGCGGAAGCAAGUGCUUCUAAGCGACCAAAAGGAGUGGCAAAACUUCGCACUUUAGCAAAAGGCCUUGCAAGCGCCGAUCCUCAAUUCUCGUCCAAUUUCUACUUUGGACCACUUCAAGCUCACGUGACAUUGAGCCGCGCCGGGGCAACUCCUCGUGACUCUCCAUUAGCAACCCCAUUGCCAAAAACACCGAUUCCGGGCGAGCAAGUGAAUGCCGUUCAAAAUUUCGCUGUGGUUGAGCCUCGAGACGCUCCUUUUAGCGGACAGCUUGGCGAAAGUUCGAAUCGAAUUCAGGAGAUUUGCGAGAAUACUCAGCAGAAACGAUCUGAGCAGAGUGACGCUGAUCUACCAGCUGUUGCGAUUCAGCAGGGACGUUUGCCAGACAGGGUUGCUGCUGAUGAGGGUACUUCGGGUCGCGCCGCUCUAGUCUCACCGCCUGUUAUCGUCGAGAUUACUGAGACUGAGCUUGAGCAACAAGAGUUUCAAGAUUCACCUUACCGCGCUGUUCGACGACGAAUGAUGCAGCAAUUGGAGGAGCGAUUAGCUGAAAAGAAUCCAGCACGAAAAUAA
Molecule: messenger RNA, 813 nt
Organism: Oikopleura dioica
Lineage: Eukaryota; Metazoa; Chordata; Appendicularia; Copelata; Oikopleuridae
Source: the annotation of a GenBank genome assembly